Messenger RNA from Camarhynchus parvulus, 543 nucleotides. Its product is annotated as atherin-like. Lineage: Eukaryota; Metazoa; Chordata; Aves; Passeriformes; Thraupidae. Bases 1 to 543 code for a protein of 180 amino acids. The transcript is spliced from 4 exons. The record is from RefSeq and is a predicted model, not a curated record.
AUGGCAGUGCCCGGCGCCCCGACGGGGCGCGCAGGACCCCCCCCCCACCCCCUUCCCCUCACCGCUGCGUCCCGUGUGGCCCCCCCGGCGCGGGGCCAGCGACAUCCGGGCCCUCGGCUCGCCGCCGCCGCCGAGCCGCCCGAGCCGCGGGCCAGCGCCGCCGGACGGGGCGGGCGGUGCCGCCGUGCUCGGCGCGGUGCUGUGUCCGUCGCCAUCCGCCGCCGCUGCUCCCCUCGAGGUGCGCGGGGCUGCCCCGCCCCGUCCCGUCCCGUCCCGUCCCACGGCGGGGGCGAUGCUCCCCUGGCUGCGCUGCCCGCGGAUCCCUCCCUGCUGAUUCGUUUUAGACGGUUUGCCCGGCGCGGGAUCAUCCCCCGGAGAGCCCCCAUCCCGGCGGCAGCACCGAGCCUCGGCGAUGCGGCUCCAAGACUGACCCUGCUGAGAGCCCCUGAGCUACUGAACUCUAUGAGCGGAGACCACUUGACUGCACUCAGCACCUUUCAGGAUCAGGCUCUAGGUAAUUAUUCUAAUUCUUUGCCUGGAUGA